Molecule: messenger RNA, 8399 nt
Organism: Fukomys damarensis (Damara mole-rat)
Lineage: Eukaryota; Metazoa; Chordata; Mammalia; Rodentia; Bathyergidae
Product: KIAA1549 like
Exons: 21
Coding region: 16-4089 (1357 amino acids)
Source: RefSeq, a predicted model, not a curated record
GGGUAAGUGAAGAAGAUGCAGUGGUCAAAUGACCAGGGCAGUGUGUCAGUGCCUCAUUCAAGAGUUGUUUUUGGCUGUGAGAAGGAGAAUGGAACAGACAGUCUGCAGCAAGGAGUCAGCCCAACCCCGGCGUCGUUUCCUCAUGGGAAGUUGUUACCAAUUUCACCAACAUGGCCUUUCACGGAAGUCAAGUCUUCUUUGGCAGCAGACAGAAUCAAGAGUGCGCUGGGACAGUCUCUCGACAAUACGAGCUUGUUGCACUUGGCCCGGACACCUCCGCCCAAGAUGCACCGCAAGACCAGAGCUCAGGGGGACUUCUCUUCUUCCCUUUAUCAAGGAAGCGGACAUAGUGCCUCUCUGGAACCAUUCAAGGACUCCACCGAGUCCCUGGUCCAACCAAGGCCUCAAGGGGACAGAGAAGCGGCGGAUGUGUCAGUGGACUCCUCAGUGUCACCCAAGAUAGAACCAACUGCAGCAGCUGCUGCUACUUUGCUUCUGAGGAAAUCGAGUCCACCAGCACUGUCGGCAGCCCUGGUUGCCAAGGGCACCAGCAGCAGUGGCUUAGCCAAGAGCAGUGUGACCACUGCUCUAGCUAGAAAUGUCACCAACGAGGCACCGGCUGCUCCAAAGUUGACCGCGGGGGCAAUCCACACUGCCUUCCCAUUUACGCCAACCUACAUGUUUGCUAGAACAGCGCACACCGUGAGCACACACGUGGCCGUGCAAAGGAACACAGGCACUGCCUCUGGCCUGUUGUCCACGACGCACCUCCCCAGGAAACCACAAGCCAUGCACACUGGCCUCCCAAACCCCACCAAGCCAGAGAUGCCCAGAGCAUCCACUCCUCGCCCACUGACGAUCACGGCAGCACUGACGUCCAUUACAGCGUCCGUGAGGGCCACACGCUUGCCACCUCUGCAGGCAGAAAACACCGAUGCUGUUCUUCUUGCUGCAUCAACUGCAGUAGUCACGACUGGCAAAAUGGCAUCCAACCUGGAGUGUCAAAUGUCCAGUAAGCUCCUGGUGAAGACAGUCCUCUUUCUAACCCAGAGGAGAACGCAGAGCAGUGAAUCCUUGAAGCUCAGUGUAGCCAGAGGGCUCACGCAGGCCCUUCGGAAGGCUUUCCACCAGGCUGAUGUCACAGCUCACGUGGACAUUCUGGAACAUUCUCAUAACCUUUCAGUUGGUUAUUAUGCUACCAGAGGGAGGCUGGUGUACUUGCCUGCCGUCGUGAUGGAAGUGCUGGGGGUUUACGGAGUCAGCAAUGUCACUGCAGAUCUGAAGCAGCACACCCCAAACCUACAGUCUGUGGCCGUCCUUGCCUCUCCGUGGAGGCCCCACCCUGCAGGAUACUUCCAGCUAAAAACAGUGCUACAGUUUGUGAGCCAAUCAGACAACAUACAGUCCUGUAAGUUUGCCCAGACAAUGGAGCAGAGGCUGCAGAAGGCAUUUCAGGAUGCAGAGAGAAAAGUUCUCAACACCAGAAGCAACCUGAAGGUUCAGAUUGUGAGCACGUCCAAUGCCUCCCAGACUGUCACCUUGGUGUACGUCGUGGGCAAUCAGAGCUCGUUCCUCAAUGGCACCGUGGCCAGCAGCCUCCUCGGCCAGCUCUCUGCCGAGCUGGUAGGGUUCUACCUCACCUACCCUCCGCUCACUAUUGCCGAACCAUUGGAAUACCCCAAUCUUGAUAUAUCAGAAACAACCAGAGACUAUUGGGUAAUUACAGUGCUGCAGGGUGUGGAUAACUCCCUUGUGGGCCUGCACAACCAGAGCUUUGCCCGCGUCAUGGAGCAGCGCCUUGCCCAGCUAUUCAUGAUGUCCCAGCAACAAGGCCGGAGGUUUAAACGGGCCACCACCCUGGGAAGCUACACUGUGCAGAUGGUAAAGAUGCAGCGUGUGCCGGGACCCAAGGACCCAGCAGAGCUGACUUAUUACACCCUCCACAACGGGAAGCCAUUGCUGGGAACUGCGGCGGCCAAGAUCCUGAGCACCAUUGACUCCCAAAGAAUGGCCCUGACCCUGCACCAUGUUGUCCUUCUGCAAGCUGACCCCGUGGUGAAGAACCCACCCAACAAUCUGUGGAUCAUUGCCGCGGUCCUGGCGCCCAUCGCCGUGGUCACAGUCAUCAUCAUCAUCAUCACUGCCGUGCUCUGCAGAAAGAACAAGAAUGACUUCAAGCCAGACACUAUGAUAAACCUGCCGCAGAGAGCGAAGCCUGUGCAAGGCUUUGACUAUGCCAAGCAGCACCUGGGCCAGCAAGGGGCAGAUGAGGAAGUCAUUCCUGUGACUCAGGAGACCGUGGUCCUUCCCCUGCCAGUUAGAGAUGCUCCUCAGGAGAGGGACAUCGCUCAGGACGGGAGCACCAUCAAGACGGCCAAAUCCACUGAAACCAGAAAGAGGUCGCCCAGUGAGAAUGGCUCUGUCAUCAGCAACGAAUCAGGGAAGCCCAGCUCAGGGAGACGCUCACCCCAGAAUGUAAUGGCACAGCAGAAAGUGACAAAGGAGGAGGCAAGGAAGAGAAAUGUACCUGGCACUAGUGAUGAAGAGGAGGGAGCCGUUCUGUUUGACAGCUCUGGCAAGGCGGCAGCAGAUCCCUUCGACACGUCUUCCGGGUCUGUGCAGCUCAUCGCGAUCAAACCCACAGCCCUGCCUGUGGCGCAGCCCACCUCGGACAGGAGCCAGGACUCCUCGGCGGUGCUCAACGGUGAGGUAAACAAAGCCCUAAAGCAGAAGUCAGAUAUCGAGCACUAUCGGAACAAGCUGCGCCUCAAAGCCAAGAGGAAGGGGUAUUAUGACUUCCCUCCAGUGGAGACAAACAAGGGCUUGACCGAAAGAAAAAAGAUGUAUGAAAAAGCCCCAAAGGACAUGGAGCACGUUUUGGAUCCAGACACGGAACUGUGUGCUCCAUUCACCGAGUCUAAAAACAGGCAACAGAUGAAGAACUCUGUCUACCGAAGCCGGCAGUCUCUGAACAGCCCUAGUCCAGGAGAAACCGAGAUGGACCUUCUGGUCACUCGGGAGCGACCCCGGCGUGGAAUCCGGAACAGUGGAUACGAUACAGAGCCUGAAAUCAUAGAGGAAACCAACGUGGACCGAGUUCACGAUCCCCGGGGCUACGCCAGGUCCCGGCCAGUGAAAGGCCACUCUGAGACCUCCACACUGAGCUCGCAGCCAUCCAUCGAUGAGGUGAGGCAGCAGAUGCACAUGCUUCUGGAGGAGGCCUUCAGCCUAGCAUCUGCCGGCCACGCUGGCCAGAGCCGCCACCAGGAGGCCUACGGCUCCACUCAGCAUCUCCCCUACUCCGAGGUGGUGACCAGCGCCCCUGGGACCAUGACGCGGCCCAGGGCGGGCGUGCAGUGGGUGCCGACCUACCGCCCAGAAAUGUACCAGUACAGUCUGCCCCGGCCGGCAUACAGGUUUUCCCAGCUUCCUGAAAUGGUCAUGGGCUCUCCGCCUCCUCCUAUACCUCCCCGGACUGGGCCAGUGGCUGUUGCUUCUCUCAGACGGUCCACCUCAGACAUCGGCAGCAAGACCCGGAUGGCCGAGUCUGUAGGCCCUGAGCCAGCCCAGCUGCAUGAGAGUGCCUCGUUCGCCCAGGUGUCCAGAAGUCCUGUGUCCGUGGCACAGCUGGAUCAGUCAGCUUUAAAUUACUCAGGUAACACGGUGCCAGCGGUGUUCGCCAUCCCAGCAGCCAACAGACCUGGCUUCACUGGCUACUUCAUCCCGACGCCUCCUUCGUCCUACAGGAGCCAGGCCUGGAUGCCCUACGCGGGAGAGAAUGAGCUCCCGAGCCAGUGGGCUGAUUCGGUGCCCCUGCCCGGGUACAUCGAGGCCUACCCUCGGUCACGGUAUCAGCAGAGCUCACCUUCCAGGCUCCCACGCCAGUACAGCCAGCCAGCCAACCUGCACCCCAGCCUGGAGCAGGGCCCUGUGCCCUCCGCAGCAGCAUCACAGCAGAGCCUGGCGGAAAAUGACCCAUCCGAUGCUCCCCUGACCAACAUCUCCACCGCAGCUCUUGUGAAAGCCAUCAGAGAGGAAGUGGCCAAGCUGGCCAAAAAGCAGACGGACAUGUUUGAGUUCCAGGUCUAACAGUUCAGCUCCGUGGGACUCUGUACUUCCAGACACCAAGGAAUCAAGCUUUGGGGUCCUCACACCUAUUGUGUGUGGACCUGAGACACUGACAAGGGGUGAGUCUUCUUCACCCUCAUUUUCCGAAAAGAUGAACAAUGGUGCUUCUGGGAAACAGAGGAAACUCAUGAACCACUGGAUUCUUGGCUCAUGCACCUGACCAUGGCUCACAGGUCCUGCUUGGGACCAUGUGUUUCAGAUACUGCUAUGUUGAAUGUUUGAUUCAUGGAUUUUUUUUUCCCAAGAAGCCUUAGUCAAGAGAGGCACUCACUAAUCUAUAGAUUUCUUGUCCAAUGCCACAUUUGAAUAAAUCACCAGAAAGGGGAGAAUAUAGCUCUAUCUUUGGUGACCUCUGCAUGUUAACCCUUUUCUGUGUUAAAGGCAAUGCAGGAGUGUGAAUUACACCCCAGACUGUCUUCUCUCUCAUUCAGCCGUGACCAUGAUUGCUAAAAUCAUCUCUAUAAAGCAGACACUGAAUCCAGCCAAGAAACUUGAGUCUCUUUGCUCUUAAAGGUUCAUAUUCAGAGUCACGUGAAUUGGAUGUACCAACGGCUGCACCUAUAAAUAGUUCUGAUCCCCCCCCAACAAGGUUAAUUAAAGGGAGAGAUGAGUGGGCAUGGUGGGUUUGUGUCGAAAAGCUUUUUAAAAGGUGUUGUCACUUGGAAAUAGAGUACCCUGUGCGUUGGGAUUAAAAUGAAAGAGAAUCGGUGCUAAGAGCUUUUAGGAUCCUACAAAAGAAAAAUAGGUAUUUGUAGAGGUUUUUCUUUGCCUGCAUUGAAGCUGGCCUGACAACAGAGCUUCUCUCUUAGGGCUAAAAGAUACAUUGACUUUUACAUGAAAAUCUCGGUCUCUUCAACACUGGCGUGCAGCCUGUUCUGCCAAGGGGUACAAGAGAAAAUCAUCAUUGAUUCCUGUUAGAAAUGGGAGCAAUGGUUCUUGGUUAUUCCAAGCUGCAGCCUCAGUUUACAGAAGUUUCUGAAUGUGGAAAAUCUGUUGAUCUGAAUUUAAAUGUAAAUAACCGCUAUUUAAAAUGUACAGAGUUUGACAAUUCUCUAUGGUUUAUGGACACAAGAGGACAUUUGUCAAAAUGGCAAGGCUGCUACCUUGUGACCGUGAUGUUCCAGGUCAACCUUCUUGGCGUGGAGAAUUGGCCUCCUGAGUUCCAAGUGGAGGACGUUGCCCCACAGGACUGGGGCACCAGCCACUGACUACCAUGAAUGCGGGCAGCACGUCUCCUGCCUUUUGGGUAGCAUGUAUGGUGUUGGGGGCUUACUUGGUGUCUGUUGGAGAGUGAGGUCCUGUCCUGCCUUCACCCAUGACCCAUCUGGUUUCAGUAGUUACCAUUCCCUCCUGACCCCUCUGUCCAUUGUCCUCAUGAGUUUCUUUGGUCUUUACCAGAAAGAAGAAGGUGGAAAUUUAAAAGUUGGGAGAAAAGUAGGAAUGAAACUGAUUAGAAUGGGAGAUUCAAACUCAAAGCACAGACUUUUCCGAGAAGCUGUUUUUAUUUCCCAAUGGCAAAUUGCCCUUUCUGGAAUGUUCAGAGAUGAAGUAUCAUGGAAUCCUCAAACAAGUCUCUUGUUCCGAUGAUAUUAGGUAGUGUCCUUUUAGUAUGCUGGUUGAUCUUUCAUAGUGUUAGUUUUUGUUACUUAAAAAGAAAUCAGCUAUAAAUAAAAUGUAUUUUUGUAAUUUCCAUGUGUACAUAUGGUAUAUUUCUACCAAUGGCCAGUUGUUGUAGUCCAAAACCUAAAUCAGCUUGCAGAACACUGUGGAUGGGGCGAGAUUUUAUCGACAGAUUAACACAAUGCCUAGGUCUAUCCAAAUCGGCAUUCAAUGCACUUGAAUGAACAAAGAGCCAAAGAAACUCAGCCUUUUCAUGCAGAUGGUAUGAGUCUGAUAAGUCAGCUACGUUGUCCCACUUUAUCAAUGAUACCAAUAUUUCAUCAGUGCAAUGAUAUCAACCCAGUACUUUGUCUACCUGGUAAAUGUCUGGAAAUACCAUAUGUGAAAGUGAAGUUGAAGACCUUAGUGUCAUUGAGAGAUAUGUACAUGUUUCAAAAGACAAAAGCUUUGGAUGUUCUGGUGAUUACAGAUCAUGAUUCUGGAGUUUGCCCCGGUGUAGUUCCGGAUUGCUAAGACAGUGGAGCUACAAAUCAUUGCAGUCUUCACAGAACCCCAUGAAAUAUUUAGUCCAUUGAAAAAAGUAAGAUAUAGCAUGCUAAAUCAGACAGUCUCUUAAACCAGAAACUGCAGGUUCAAGAAAAGUAAAUGAGAAGAAACAAUAGUGUAUGAAGGAAAAUCUGUUUGUAUUUUCCCAAAAAAGGGGAGAGAGCCGCCAUUGUUCACCUUUCUGGGACUAUGAUGUGGUCCCUUCUCUGAUGUCUCCUGACCUCCUGGAGGUGACAGACACCAGGGUAAAUGAAAAGGUAGAUGGUAAAAUGUGCUUCAUGGAAGUGAAAUCAGGGUUUCAUAAGAAACCUACAGAGACAGCAGUGAGCAACUCAGUGUUUAUCAUGACCCUCCAGGCAGUCACAAAAGCCAUAGAGGGUGUCAGUCACCGUGGAAGAGGAAGCGGAAGUCCAGAGAGAAGUGAGCAGCCCAAGGAUCAAGCCCACCCCUGCUAACUCACGGUCCAGUCUGCUCUCCAUGUACCAUGCUGCCUGCGCGCUUGCUGGUGACACAUGCUUUAACUGUGCCUGAAAAUUUACAGAAUAAACAAAGCUCCUGUGAGGGACUUCCUAAUGCUCUUGCCAAGAAAAAAAAAAAAAGAUGCUUGAGUAAGGAAUUUAGGGUAUAGUGUAUAGAGGGCGACACCUUUGUGGCAUAAUAAACGUUUUUUCAGCACUGGUUUUUAUAUGAGUUUUCUGCAUUCGUGAAAAAAAAAUGCAGUCUGGCUUUUUCCAGAGAGGACCAUCAAGGAAACGGUGUCCUCAGAUGCCGUUCAAAACUGUGGGGUUGACGUCCCCUCUCUUGGUGCCCUAGAUCCAACAAGCAGGCAGGGACGCGCUGAUGGCUUGUCCCUGAAAGGCAGCAGGUGCCGUCCUUCACUCUCGGGGAGAAACAGGCAGUUCAGAGGUCUACGGCGUGACCUGGCACCUAUGAUCUGAGGCUCGUGUAAUAAGAGGAUGGCAAGUGUGACCUGUGGAACAGCAGUCUGCCUUCCAAAGUGUGGGUUGUGUAAGAGGCACUUCUCCAGUCCCGAAAAAGUUAUAUGCAUUUGUUAUUUUAAGAACCCAUCAAAAGGGCGUGUAAUUUCUGAGUAAUCUUCAUGGAAGAAAGGAAAUUGUUAGAUGUGUGAUUUAAAAAAAAUUCAGAGCGAGUAUAUAAAAUGGAAAGAAGAGGCAUUUAAAUACCUAACAAAGAUAGAUGCUUUACUAACAUUAUGCAGAAAUUGAAGGCACAAAUCAAAAACAUGUAAAUAUUGGUUACAUAUAAAUGAGUUUCUGCAUAGCACACAAGUGCUUAAAGUUUAAUGAAUAGAAGAUACUAUUUUUAAAGUUUAAGAACAGGAUUUGGACUUUAAAUUGCUCCUACCACAUACCAGAAAAGAAUGUGGACUUCCCUUUCAAAAUACAAUGAAAGACUCUUAGGGAAUGAUAAAAAUUAAACGGGAAGUAGUGACCAACUGGGGUCUAAGUGUUAGAAGUUAAACUCCGCCCUUUUAUCCAACCCCAAAUAUAUUCUAGACAAGGAGCCGUGAGGGCUAGGAAGCCUUCCACACUCACUCAAGUGCAGGAGUUGAAUGAAAGAAUACAAGGACAUUUUAUAGAAAUAAAACACAGCUCCCCAAAAGGCAAGGGAUAGGGGCAGCUGCCUUGCACCUGUGCUCUGGCUCUCUUAUGUUCUUCAUCUGUUUCUCUCUAUGUAUCUGCUCAGAUAUUCUGCUCCCCUUGGCCAACAGAUUUUCUCAUUAGUGCAAAUGACAAACCUACUCCAGGACGCACGCCACACAACCUUUCCUCCUCAAUGCCCAGCACUCCCUGACUGGCAUCUCUGUGCUGCCAUGGGCAAAUUGCUAAGAAUCUGAUUGGUCCAGCUCAUCUGCCUCUGGCCAAGCCGUUGGAGUCAGGUGCCUAUCCAAUCAGAUAUAACCAAGGAGGCAAAGAAAGGUCAUACAAGCAUGGAUCCCUGGGUUGACCUUUUCAGCAGGGACUUCUGUUGGGGCCUGGUACCGAGGAAAGAGUAAGACUGGGUAGGACCUUCAAAAGAAACCUGCUGCAGACUGCAUUUGACCAAUACUCCUAAAGUGCCACCCAGCAGCCAGUACUAGAGGG